Spinacia oleracea (spinach) is the source of this 1950-nucleotide messenger RNA. RefSeq lists its product as uncharacterized. Gene Ontology annotation, biological process: telomere maintenance; DNA repair. The record is from RefSeq and is a predicted model, not a curated record. The coding region runs from base 1 to 1950 and encodes 649 amino acids. Lineage: Eukaryota; Viridiplantae; Streptophyta; Magnoliopsida; Caryophyllales; Amaranthaceae. Gene Ontology annotation, molecular function: DNA helicase activity. The transcript is spliced from 3 exons.
AUGCCAUCACAGCUUAGAGAACUCUUUGUAACCCUACUGUUAUUCUGCAAAGUAACUGACAUGCGAAGCUUAUGGGAGAGCAUCUUCAAGGAUCUUUCAGAUGACAUACAACGGAAGAAAAGGAGGUUAUUCAAACAUCCAAAUCUUAUACUCUCGGAAGAUCAGAUCAGGACAUACACCCUCAUUGAAAUCAACAGAAUCCUGAUGAAAUUUGGAAAGUCGUUGUCUGAUUUCAAAGAUAUGCCACAACCUGAUCUCACAGAAGUAGAUUGCAUGGAAAACAAGCUUAUAGCAGAAGAAAGACUCUACGACACCAGACAAUUACAAGCAGAUUGGUCCGAUAGAAUAAAAAGGCUAAACAAAGAGCAAUUAGAUGUUUACAACAGAGUGGUGCAAGCUGUCGAAAAAGACACGGGGGAGACAUUUUUCGUGUACGGCCAUGGAGGGACAGGAAAAACAUUCCUGUACUGCACCAUCACCGCUAAGCUACGUGCUGAUCGCAAAAUAGUUCUAAAUGUUGCGUCAUCAGGUAUUGCUGCCCUAUUGCUGCCCGGAGGAAGAACAACACAUAGCAGAUUUGAGAUACCAAUUGAAAUCCUAGAAAAUUCCACGUGUAACAUCAGCCGCAAAUCACAACUAGCUGAACUAAUCCGACAUACAUCACUGAUUAUAUGGGACGAAGCCCCUAUGGACCACAGGUUUGCAUUUGAAGCAUUUGAAGCACUUGAUCGCACUCUAAGGGAUAUAAUGGGAGACAAGAACUGCGAAUCAUCAUCUAAGUUGUUUGGUGGGAAGGUAGUAUUACUUGGAGGAGACUUUAGGCAGGUAUUACCCAUCAUCCCAAAAGGAGGAAGACAAGAUAUUGUACAAGCAUCGAUCAACAGAUCCUACAUUUGGAAUGAAUGCAAUGUGUUCAUUCUCAAACAAAGCAUGAGGGUACGAGAAGGGAACACAAACGCAGAGAACUACCAUAAAAACAAGAGGUUCAAUGAAGGGAUUUUAGCUAUGGGUGACGGGAGGCUUGAAACACAAUCUGAGGAACACGAAGCUGAAGGAACAUGGAUUGAAAUACCAAGUGAAUAUAUAGCAGAAGUGGAAAUAUCAGAAAUUGACGGGAUCGUGGAGACAAUUUACCCAGAUUUUCAACAGAGGAAAAGUGACGACAACUACUUAAGGGAAAGGGCUAUACUCACACCCUUAAAUGAAACCGCAUACACCAUAAAUGAAUACAUAAUGGGUCUCUUACCCAAAGAGGAAAGGACCUACACAAGCUGCGAUGAAAUAUGCUUAUCUUCAGCUGAAUGUGAUACACAGUUCAAUGCAUACCCAAGAGAAUAUUUGAACAGCCUAAAGUUACCAGGUUUACCCCACCAUGAGCUAAAGCUGAAAGAAGGAAUGCCGGUCAUGCUUCUUAGAAAUAUCAACCCGCCACAAGGCCUUUGCAAUGGGACUCGGCUUAUGAUAACCCACCUCCGAAAGUUUGUAAUAGAAGGAAGGAUCAUAACGGGCUCAAAACAGGGAAACAAAGUCCUAAUACCCAGAAUUGUCAUGACAUCAAAGGACAGCAAACUACCCUUCAUCUUAAAAAGAAGGCAAUACCCUUUGAAGCCUUGCUAUGCAAUGACAAUAAACAAGAGCCAAGGACAAUCACUUUCAUUUGUGGGAGUAUACUUACCGAAGCCUGUUUUCAGCCAUGGACAACUCUAUGUGGCAGCAUCAAGAACAACUUCUCCAGAGGGCCUAAAGUUCUUUAUCAAUGAUACCUACCAGAAAUACAAAAACCACACAAAGAACAUCGUCUACAAGGAAGUUUUUUCAAACUUGCCUAGCCUAACGAUUGACAAUGUUCCGAUAAUGCUCGAUUGGUUUAUUGAUGUUAAUGAGACUUAUGAUAAAGUUCAGCAGAAGCCAUCCAUCUCCGGUGCUUGCAAGAAGAACGUUGGUGCAUAG